This is a messenger RNA of Momordica charantia (bitter melon), 968 nucleotides long. Its product is annotated as transcription factor MYB62. Lineage: Eukaryota; Viridiplantae; Streptophyta; Magnoliopsida; Cucurbitales; Cucurbitaceae. Gene Ontology annotation, molecular function: sequence-specific DNA binding; DNA-binding transcription factor activity. Gene Ontology annotation, biological process: regulation of DNA-templated transcription. The record is from RefSeq and is a predicted model, not a curated record. Gene Ontology annotation, cellular component: nucleus.
UCUCUCUCUCUCUCUUUCUCUCUGUCUUCUCUAUGGCAAUUAGAAGCUGCAAUAACGCAACAGAAAGUGAGCUCAGAAGAGGGCCAUGGACCAUUGAAGAAGACACACUUCUCACUCACUACAUUGCUUGCCAUGGGGAAGGCCAUUGGAACAACUUAGCCAAAUAUGCAGGCCUCAAGAGAACAGGAAAAAGCUGCAGAUUGAGAUGGCUCAACUACUUGAAACCAGACAUCAAGCGUGGGAAUCUCACCCCUCAAGAACAGCUCGUCAUCCUUGAGCUCCAUUCCAAGUGGGGCAACAGAUGGUCGAAAAUUUCUCAGCAGUUGCCUGGAAGAACAGACAAUGAGAUAAAGAAUUAUUGGAGAACAAGGGUCCAAAAACAGGCAAAACAGCUAAACAUAGAAUCGAACAGCCAAAAAUUCUUUGAGACGGUUCGCCAUUUGUGGAUUCCGAGGUUGCUUCACAAAAUGGACCAAACAUCAUCAUCAUCAUCUUCUUCUUCUUCUUCUUCCUCGCAGAGCUUCUUCUCGGCACCUGUUUUCCAGAAUUACCCUUCUUCUUCUUCCUCAGAGCCCGCCAUUAAUGAAGCUGCUGUUUCUGAAACUGCUUCUACUUCAGAUCAUGGGUUUGGGAAUUCUGACGUCCACACGUGGCAGCCACCGAGUGGUCACUUUCAGCUGGACCCACUUUCUGUGCUGGGUGCAGAAUUUGAUGCCCCUGUGGCACCACCUGAUUGGUUUCUCCAGGAUGACGUGGCAGAGAGCUUCUGGAAUCUAGAAUGUUUGUUGUGAUAUUUUAGUUGAUGUUAUUUGGAAUGAAUCAACAAAUUAGGAGUUUUCUUGUAAGUGGGGGGAUUUUAGUGAAAUAUAUUAGAUUCUCGAACUCAUUAUUAAAAAAAAAUAAUAAUAAUACACCCGCGUUGUGUUUCAAAAACAAAAAAAGAAAUUAAAGUAAAGUGUCAAUUCUGU